GAAACAACAAACAAACAACUUCUCCUUUAUGUAGGUAAAAUAUAUCUUUAUGAUUAAUCCUUAAGUACUCUCAUCUUCAAAUUACCAAAUAUCACAAAUAUUGUACAGCUUCGAGCCUCGUGAAAAUAAGAUCACUGAUGGUGGAUAGCAGCAGCCAGCGAGACACAAGAGAGUGACAAAUCGUGUAUGGUUAACGGGUAAAACGAUCAACUACCUACCUAGUACAUCUUUGGAAAUACAAGUACUAGGCAUUCCCGAAGUAUGAUAUUUAGAUCGCAACUCUAGCUCACCUUCAAUCCAUCCUUAUCUCUCCUCAUCUCUCGUAUCAUAUCAUACAUAGUAACUUAUAAUACUUUUACUUUCACUCUUUUCAGCCCAUCCUACUUCAUUCACUGUCUGAUACUUGCAUCAAAUCACGUUACUUGAAUUGAAGUCUUUCUUCUGAAGCUUAUUAACUUGUACGACAAUUACUGAACAAAAACCUCCUCAAAUAAAAGAUAUUUUCUGUCAUGAAAUCGCAUAUCUUUUGUCAAAACCUGCUUUCUCAAGAGGUAGCAUAUCGAAUCGACAGGCGGAAGGAGUUAGUCUGAGGCGAGGUCAGCUUCGAAAGACACCGAUUUCAAAAUGCCUGGAGGUACAGAUGCAUUAUACUCUACGGGUGAAAGUCGCAACGGAGCGGCUUUAUCUAGAGUCAUCGAUCUCACUGAGGACGACGAGAGUGACGAGAGUGAUGAGAAGGGCAGAGAGAAGCGCGAGGAAAGCUCCAAGAAAAUCUUCGAGAAAAGUGAUAAGGAAAUCAUCGAUUUGUCAUUGUCGUCUGAUGAUGAACCUUUUCCGCCAGCAAUAUCAGAAGGAAAGAGGAAAUCGGCCGCAUUGCCAGAAAAUGCGCCUAUGAAAACAUCAGAAAAGCCACCAUCAAAGGUACCAAAUUAUCAAAACGGAGGGACAUAUAGCCUUUUGUCGGAAGGUGAAUCCGAUGAUGAGCCUCGUAUACAAGUACCAACAUUUGUUUCAAAGCAAAACGGUGGCAUCAGUAGCAAUGAUGAUAUGGCUAGAAGGUCAUCUUCGAGGCCAGGGCCUAAUGGCGCCGAGGCCGAAAGCACUUUUCCUCCUCACCGACAAAACUACACUGCCCGCAAAACAGCACACCGAAAAUCCAACUCGGGAUCAGUUGGUUUAGUCAGCUCCAACUUAAAACAGGAGAAUAAGGCUUCGGCGUCUAGCUCGGCGAGAUCAACACCAGGAGAAUUAAAAAUUCGCGUGACCUCGUCAAGGCCAGUACCUCCUUCCAACACCUCUGAUGCUGUGGACGAGCAGUCAAGUUCGAAGGCUAUGGCAACUUCAACAGCUAGCGCUUCGCUGGCGGUAUCCGCAAUUGCGAGGGAAAGCGGAACCCGCAUAUCACCUUUUGUCAACCCUGUUUCAUCACUCUACGCGAAUGAUCCUUUUUCGGGGAAAGAUGGUCUUGGAAGUCAUAAUGACAAUGAAUCGUUGAAGGACCUAGAUUCACGUAAGGAGAAAGAUUUCUUGCGGAGUUCGCUUAUGGAGGGAGAGGCAAGCUAUAACAAAUCGACGGUAAAGGAAGACAAACACUCGAGUCGAUUAAUUUCAAAAGAAGCCUCUCAGGGCAGGCAUGAAGUAGUAGGAAGAGGGACGGAUGAUGUCACAUCGGCCGGAGCAACGAACAGGGGCAUUGAUAGGGAUGAUGACACUGGACAUAAAAAUCACAAUAAGGGAACGCCAGAAUGGAGGUUGCAAGCAGACAGAAAUGAUAGCUUAUAUCAUGCUGAAAACGGGAUGAUUGAUAAAUAUCCGAGUGGUGUUGAUAAUCCCGAAGUUCGAAAGGUCGUUUACCGGAAAAAGGGCAAUCAUGGCGGUGCAAGGCGCGGGCCAGCCUGGGAAAAGCUGAAGGAACAAAUGCAGAGUAGUACGAGAGGAAGAGGUGCCGCGGGCGAUGAGGCUGCGGACGAUGACGAUGACAAAGAUGAUGACUAUGACGAUGAUGACGAUACUCGGCCGACGCCCCAAAAGAGAAGGAAGACAGGUCAAGAUCUUAGUAAAUACUUAGUGUCGAAGCCUUUAUCUACCCGCUCUGCAUCGACUUCUUAUAAUAGUCCUGAAGAGGAAAGAAGCCGAAAAUUAAUAGCACCUGCCCUGUCCAAAGAAAACUCUUCAACCUCAGAUGCAUUCACUCAAAUGGUGCGCCAAGAAAAUUCAAUGGACGAGAUAAAAGAGACUUUUGGCAUUUCGGAGGAGGCAAUGAUGGAAGACUGGAGCCUUAGCCUUGAAGCUCUUCUGGAGAAACGACAUCUGCGCGCUCUGAUAGCAUUAGAUAACGAUACGCUGGACGACGACGAAAGCCCCUUUGCAUCUUUGAGAGCACCAGAUAGACAUGAUAAAGGAGCUAUAAAGUUGAACAUUCAAGUAAGGUUUCAUAUCCUACAUCGUUCAUGGGUUGCUAACAGGUUGCUGACAGACAACCAUGAAACAAAAAACGUCAAAUUAUGCUCUACCAAUAAUAGUUGGAGAUGGUGGUGUGGAGCGGACACCUAGCUACACUCAUCACACUAAUGUUCUCCGAAAUCAUCUUACUGGAGACGAUGACAUACUCCGGUACGUUCCGUUGGUUGUACAAAAUGAGGAGAAGUUUAUGAAUAAAUUUGAAAAGGACCUACACACAGCUUAUGCGGAAAGAAAUGAUGACCCAAGGGAGAAGGAACAAAUUUAUCAAAUCGACAGACAUGUAGAUGUCUUUUUAGAGAAUAUGGGGUACGGUUAUUGCAAUAGGGAUGCACUCAUCCGAUACUAUUUAGGACAUAAACCUGAAAAAUUACCAUACCCUAUGAAGGAGAAAAGAUUAGUUCUCGAAACACUUGGUGGUCCUCUAUCCGGUGAUAAGCUUAGGAUAAUGGGACUGGCUGCUGAAGAAAUGAGCGCAGGCUUUGAUAUUGAUAUGGGAGAUGUGGUCCUAUCCCAAUCCCGGUUCAAAGCGUUGGUGGAGGAUUCAAAGGAUAAAUUAUACAAACCAUCAGGGGAUCAACCACCUCCCCCAGAAAGACUGGAGACAAUGGCACAGUUUUCUUGCCUAAUCUGCCAUGGUGCUGCCUGUACAACUCAUGGUGAGUACAAUUAUCAGAAGACCAACAAAAACAUUCCCAGUGAUGGUUCCUCGGAAAUCGGUUCGCCUGACCCAUCAUCGUUCAAGAAGUCAAAUUAUGAGUAUGUGUGGGAGAAAUUUAUUAUGCACUGUCCAGAUGUCAUGCGAAAACAUAAUGCUCGAGAUCACAGUAACAAGAAUGAGAAUUGGCAUCCAGAGCAUUGGAAUACCGAGAAAGAUACAGCAGAAGCAUGUGGUGAAGAAUGUUACCGUGGAAGGACGGAAUGGACGAAUCAUGCCUGGACGCAAGGAGAAGAAAGUGAGCUCAAAAGUAUACUGCUAGUAACGAAACCCAAAAAGCCAUGCAUUCUUGUGGAUAUUUUUGAUAAACCCUGCUGGCAGAUCUAUUCCAAAAUCCUCGACCUUGAGGAAGAAAGCUCUAUCAGCAGGAGUAAGAGUCUCCGCAAGCAGCAGCAGAGCGAGCGAGCAGAUUGGUACGACCCUGCAGCGGUACCCAGGAAUCGCGGCCUCAAGCCAGGAUGGCAAGAUAGCACCGUGGCUCAUUUGCACAAUCUACGCGUCCAACCCGUUCCUUGCGUACAUGAAGGUCCUUGUCGCCGCGAGCUGCACUGCUACUGCGUAAUCAACAACCUUCUCUGCGAACAAUUCUGCGGAUGCACAGAAGAAUGUGAACGGCGGUUCGCUGGGUGUUCUUGCCAUGCUGAGGGUCUUACUUGUAGUUCCGAUACCUGCAUUUGCUUUCAAAUGAACCGCGAAUGCGGUGAUCAAUGCGACAGUUGUGGAGCAAUUCCUCGGCUCCGACCGCAAGAUCGUUACAACCAUGAACUCUUUCAGCAUGGUUGUCAGAAUAUAGCUUUGCAACGGGGAGUAAAUAAAAAGCUUAUCCUAGGAAAGUCUCCGAUCCCAAACGCCGGCUUUGGGCUCUUCACCGCAGAACCUGUCAAGAAAGGGGAUUUCAUUAGUGAAUAUACCGGAGAAGUGAUUUCUGAUAAUGAAGCCGAGCGCAGAGGACUGGGUUAUGAUGCAAGACGCUUGAGUUUUCUGUUCACUUUGAAUAAGGAGUGGGUCAUUGAUGCUACACGGAUGGGGAAUAAAACGCGAUUUAUCAAUCACGCUGAGUCAGAAGCCGAAGGUAUGAAUUGUGCUCCAAAGGUUCUUUUUGUUCAAGGGGAACAUAGGAUUGCGUUCCGUGCCACCCGUAAUAUUUUGAUAGGGGAGGAAUUACUUUUCGACUAUGGUCCAACAUUUGCGGAGAUCCACGACUUGAAUAAGAAAAGCGGAGAUAGGAAAGGAAAGACGAAGGGGAAUAAGGCGACGACUAAUGAAGCGAGUGAAGAGAAGGGCGCUAAGAGGGGAAAAAUGGGCGAAAAGAGAAAAGUGGGUUGGCCAAAGGGAAGACCAAGACCGAAGGCGAGCAAGAAGGCCAAGGUUCGAGAGUACGAUGUUGCGGGCCCUUCAAACGCACAUUCACAUUCACGCUCACAUUCACACUUACGUUCGGAUCAAGAAGGAAACGAUGAUAGAGACGAGAUAAUGCUAGCUUUCUUUGAUUCUCUCUGUCGUGACAUGAUACAAGACAGUGAUCCGGGAGACGAAACAUUUAUUGGUAAAUUAUCGGAUGUUGAGAUGGGGGAUGCGGGAAAUGGAGAUGCAGAUGGUGGUGAGGAUGAGAAUGAGGAUGAGGAACGAGUUAGAAGAACGAGUCGGACGAGGACGAUGCCCGUGAGGUAUACGCUGUAAAUUACACAUGUUUGUAAAGAAAAAUCGUCACUUAGCGUAGCACGGCUGCUUUUUUCUUUCUUUUUUCUGUUUGUUUGUUUGUUUGUUUGUUUGUAUCUAUCUACCUAGUUCUCUCUAUCUAGCUCUCUCUAUUUGUUUUCUUUCCUUUUUCUUUUCUUUUCUACUCUCCUUUCUACUCUCAUUUAUUUCUCUUCUAUAUAAUCCUCCCUAGCUAUAUACCUACAUAUAUAUAUACAUACAUACAUACAUGUAUUUACGCUGGCCGCUUGAUUUGUUAAUUUAGUUCUCCCUUAUAUUCGCAUGUAGGCAUAUAAAUGUGCGAACAUAUCACAUCAUCUCAUCCCAUCUCAUCUCAUACUGGUGGAAUGUACAGACAUA
Sclerotinia trifoliorum is the source of this 5236-nucleotide messenger RNA. The record is from the annotation of a GenBank genome assembly. NCBI's taxonomy places the organism in Eukaryota, Fungi, Ascomycota, Leotiomycetes, Helotiales, Sclerotiniaceae.